AGUUUAUGUAAUAUUAUAUUAACAAUAUCACACAGCCUAGAUAACUACCGUAAUUAGUAACGUUACAUCCAGUGUGUCGACUACUCUCGUUCAGUGACAGUGUGUACAGAUAAGUAGUUUAUGUAAUAUUAUAUUAACAAUAUCACACAGCCUAGAUAACUACCGUAAUUAGUAACGUUACAUCCAGUGUGUCGACUACUCUCGUUCAGUGACAGUGUGUACAGAUAAGUAGUUUAUGUAAUAUUAUAUUAACAAUAUCACACAGCCUAGAUAACUACCGUAAUUAGUAACGUUACAUCCAGUGUGUCGACUACUCUCGUUCAGUGACAGUGUGUACAGAUAAGUAGUUUAUGUAAUAUUAUAUUAACAAUAUCACACAGCCUAGAUAACUACCGUAAUUAGUAACGUUACAUCCAGUGUGUCGACUACUCUCGUUCAGUGACAGUGUGUACAGAUAAGUAGUUUAUGUAAUAUUAUAUUAACAAUAUCACACAGCCUAGAUAACUACCGUAAUUAGUAACGUUACAUCCAGUGUGUCGACUACUCUCGUUCAGUGACAGUGUGUACAGAUAAGUAGUUUAUGUAAUAUUAUAUUAACAAUAUCACACAGCCUAGAUAACUACCGUAAUUAGUAACGUUACAUCCAGUGUGUCGACUACUCUCGUUCAGUGACAGUGUGUACAGAUAAGUAGUUUAUGUAAUAUUAUAUUAACAAUAUCACACAGCCUAGAUAACUACCGUAAUUAGUAACGUUACAUCCAGUGUGUCGACUACUCUCGUUCAGUGACAGUGUGUACAGAUAAGUAGUUUAUGUAAUAUUAUAUUAACAAUAUCACACAGCCUAGAUAACUACCGUAAUUAGUAACGUUACAUCCAGUGUGUCGACUACUCUCGUUCAGUGACAGUGUGUACAGAUAAGUAGUUUAUGUAAUAUUAUAUUAACAAUAUCACACAGCCUAGAUAACUACCGUAAUUAGUAACGUUACAUCCAGUGUGUCGACUACUCUCGUUCAGUGACAGUGUGUACAGAUAAGUAGUUUAUGUAAUAUUAUAUUAACAAUAUCACACAGCCUAGAUAACUACCGUAAUUAGUAACGUUACAUCCAGUGUGUCGACUACUCUCGUUCAGUGACAGUGUGUACAGAUAAGUAGUUUAUGUAAUAUUAUAUUAACAAUAUCACACAGCCUAGAUAACUACCGUAAUUAGUAACGUUACAUCCAGUGUGUCGACUACUCUCGUUCAGUGACAGUGUGUACAGAUAAGUAGUUUAUGUAAUAUUAUAUUAACAAUAUCACACAACCUAGAUAACUACCGUAAUUAGUAACGUUACAUCCAGUGUGUCGACUACUCUCGUUCAGUGACAGUGUGUACAGAUAAGUAGUUUAUGUAAUAUUAUAUUAACAAUAUCACACAGCCUAGAUAACUACCGUAAUUAGUAACGUUACAUCCAGUGUGUCGACUACUCUCGUUCAGUGACAGUGUGUACAGAUAAGUAGUUUAUGUAAUAUUAUAUUAACAAUAUCACACAACCUAGAUAACUACUGUAAUUAGUAACGUUACAUCCAGUGUGUCGACUACUCUCGUUCAGUGACAGUGUGUACAGAUAAGUAGUUUAUGUAAUAUUAUAUUAACAAUAUCACACAACCUAGAUAACUACCGUAAUUAGUAACGUUACAUCCAGUGUGUCGACUACUCUCGUUCAGUGACAGUGUGUACAGAUAAGUAGUUUAUGUAAUAUUAUAUUAACAAUAUCACACAGCCUAGAUAACUACCGUAAUUAGUAACGUUACAUCCAGUGUGUCGACUACUCUCGUUCAGUGACAGUGUGUACAGAUAAGUAGUUUAUGUAAUAUUAUAUUAACAAUAUCACACAACCUAGAUAACUACUGUAAUUAGUAACGUUACAUCCAGUGUGUCGACUACUCUCGUUCAGUGACAGUGUGUACAGAUAAGUAGUUUAUGUAAUAUUAUAUUAACAAUAUCACACAGCCUAGAUAACUACCGUAAUUAGUAACGUUACAUCCAGUGUGUCGACUACUCUCGUUCAGUGACAGUGUGUACAGAUAAGUAGUUUAUGUAAUAUUAUAUUAACAAUAUCACACAGCCUAGAUAACUACCGUAAUUAGUAACGUUACAUCCAGUGUGUCGACUACUCUCGUUCAAGUGAGAACGUGUGGUAGCAGUGAAUCAUGUUCAAGGUCUGAGGAGGAUAACUACCGUAAUUAGUAACGUUACAUCCAGUGUGUCGACUACUCUCGUUCAGUGACAGUGUGUACAGAUAAGUAGUUUAUGUAAUAUUAUAUUAACAAUAUCACACAGCCUAGAUAACUGCCGUAAUUAGUAACGUUACAUCCAGUGUGUCGACUACUCUCGUUCAGUGACAGUGUGUACAGAUAAGUAGUUUAUGUAAUAUUAUAUUAACAAUAUCACACAACCUAAUUGCUGUAAAUGCGGUGGAUAAUAAAAAUGUAUAAACUUCUCAUCGGAAUAUUGGUAGCACAUUUUAUUAAUUCUGAAAAUAACUGAACUUGCACCUCUUGUAGUUGUAUCUGUUCUCAUCUUACUUUCAAAACGCCGUAAAGAAGGCCCUAGAAUAAUGUGGUAGUAUAAAACGUAAAAGCAACGUGUAAAGCAGCUUUUAAAACAUUAGUUGUUUAUCAAUGUUUUUAUAUGGAAGGGUUUCAUUUAACACUUUAAUUUAUUGUUUUCUAUAUCAAGUAUUUAUAUCGAAAACAAGUAAAUUGUGAUAUAAUAAUAAUAAUAAUAAUAAUAAUAACAAUCAAAAACCGUAAGUGUGUGUCAAAUGUUAAACAUUACAUUGUUAGUCUUUCCAUUGCAUCACAGGUCAGAGGAGUUUGAGCGUUAACAGCCAAAUUAUGAUCUAAAUGUAAUCCGUGGACUAAGACAAGGCAGAGAACGCCGCCCACCACGUUACGAGUCGCAUAAUAGAUCUCGUAUAUGACAAUAAAGAAAGGAUAUGACAACACAAAGCUUAUCACUACAGGAGUCUGUAUGUCUCUAAUACGGUAUCUCGAUAACUAACGUAUACAAAUGAAGCCAUGUACGCGUACGUCAAGCCACAAUUCUGCAUAAGCAACACUGAGUUCGAUUAUGCUACUUGUCACACCAUGGGAUUUGGCCGAGCUUUAGCGAACAUUUUUGCAUUAUUCUUAUAGCUAACCAUGAUGGCAACGAGAAAAUAGCAGCAUAAUAAAUGUGUAAACAAUCACACCACACUCAUUUGAUAUUUUAACAUAUGAAAUAUUAACACAUAAAUCCUAACAAUCCUAACACAUAUAACACAAUUUUAUACUUAAUCAGCGUGUAAAAAUGUAUUGUUGAAACACUGAAGGAAACCUAACGUAAUCAACAAAGAUGUGAAUAGAUCAUGUGGCAUGAUAUCUCGAGAAAGAUUUCACCUGUGGAAUUAAAAUGUUGCAUCAUACUUUAUUUCUACAUAGCCAUCGAUGAGUUCUAUAAUGGUGCAUGUUCAACCAUGGACUUUGGUUCAGCGUCGUUGAAUGCUGACACGUUAUCUUUAUUUUGCCGAGAAAAGUACAAAUCCCUUUACUGUAUGACAUUAUGUCGUUCUGCCUGACAAUAAUGAAAUGAACUAUAGACACGAAACAUUGCAAUUAACCUCUUCGAAGCUGUGGUAUGGCGUACUCUAACUUUGUCAUACGCAAUACAAGAGUGACGAGAGCGCCUCGUGUUGAUCUGAUACAGUUGGCUGUGAAUCACAACUAGCCGGGAAGUACAGACAGGAGGCUCGUCAUCGGGUUAUCAAUAGAAGAGCAAUUGGAUAAUCGCAUGUGCGAAGCGACUGCAGUUCUCUCAGACGUCAUCGUACCUCGCUCCACAACUGAGUUGUCAAGAUACGAGCGCCAUCCCGUGAAGAAAUAAUCUGCAGUCAGCCUUACUGUUCAACAAGUGACAUACUAUGUCUUACUUGAAGGGGCCGGAUGUUGAGAAGGCACUUCCCCACUUCCGGCGGAACAUUUCCGUUCUUGACCUGUUGGAGGCGUCUCUUCGUAAAGGUGGAGAUGCAACUGUAGUGGUCGAGGGACAGACAGGGAAGACUGCGAGUUUCGCGGAUAUUCUGCAGCAAAGUACCGCCGCGGCUGCAGGACUGCAAAGCGCUGGUAUAUCUGCAGGAGACUACAUAGUGUUGUGCUGUGACAAGAGCAUAUUGUCAUACUCGCUACUGCUGGGCAUCAUGUUCACUGGAGCUACUGCUGUUCUCUGCCCUCCUGGAAAGGCGGAUAUUAUACACGAGAUGACGAAAGGGCACCGAGUGAAAGCUGCAUUCUUUCACAAGAAGUAUUCUGAACUAGUGAAGGCGUCUCUGAGCAGCAUGGAUACCCCACCUUCGCUGGUGGCCGUCAUCGACUCGGAAGAUCCUCAGAUGAAUGCCAUCAUCACCUCAGAGGAGGAGUGUGUCACGUACAAAGUGCUCAACCCAGAGGAACACGUUUCCAUCAUUCUGUUCUCCAGUGGAACCACGGGUGAACCUAAGGGCAUACAGAUGUCAGACACUGCGAUCACGCUCAUGGGAGUCUUAUUCGCACCGCAUGUAAAAACUCUGUUUAACGCAUCUCCUUUCUACUGGCAUACGGGUGUGAUGACUCACGUAUCUCCAAUUCUUAACAGUAUAAACGUCAGAAACCUUGUUUGGUUACAGAUUCGCACCGCAUGUAAAAACUCUGUUUAACGCAUCUCCUUUCUACUGGCAUACGGGUGUGAUGACUCACG
Molecule: messenger RNA, 4753 nt
Organism: Homalodisca vitripennis (glassy-winged sharpshooter)
Lineage: Eukaryota; Metazoa; Arthropoda; Insecta; Hemiptera; Cicadellidae
Product: probable CoA ligase CCL7
Exons: 5
Coding region: 3942-4712 (256 amino acids)
Biological process (GO): long-chain fatty acid metabolic process; fatty-acyl-CoA biosynthetic process
Molecular function (GO): long-chain fatty acid-CoA ligase activity
Source: RefSeq, a predicted model, not a curated record